CACUCCCAAAGAACAGUGAGACAUAACGAGACGGGACCGAACGCGAAUCAUUUUUCUCGCAGUGGUGGCUGCAGCCAAAGCAGGAGAGAAAAAAAGAAAAGAAAAUCUUGCGGAAAAUAAAAUAGAUACGGUUUAGCAGCUCCUGGAAAUUAUCUUUUUAUAGUCGGGAGAAGUAACACACUUCCGGAAGAUACAAGUGGCCGCGCGAACGACGAGCUUCAUCCCGCACUUCUUCGAUUUCUUUUUUUCAACCCAAGGUAACAAAAGGAAGCACAACUGGCGCCUGUGUCGAGAUUUUACCAAAACCCCCCCGUCCGCUACCGCAAUUGGAGUUAGAAAAACACAAAUCGGGACGCAAAGCAGACCACCGCGUUCGGUCCUGUUUUCUUCCGGCCUCGGGAAGCCCGAAAGCAACAAUUAGAGGUGGUUUGGACCGGAGCGGAACGACUGGACUGCCAAUCUUGUUGCAGACCCUUUCGUGGCUCUGAGGCAAUUGUGGCAGACGACACGGCGGCCGCCGAAGUAGACCAACAGCCGGACGCUGGAGAAGAAGAAGAACGCAAACUGCAGACGGAUGAAAACAAGAAAGCAUCUAAUAGUCCAACGUUAAGUGAUAAGCUAGAACCGGAAGGGGUGGAAGAAGGUCAGCAGGAACGUCAGAAACAGAAGGAACAACAACAACAGCAGCAGCAGAGACAGAAGCCCCAAAGUGAGGCACAGGCAAUGCCAUCUGCGGUUAGCGGUGGCGGCGGUGGAAAUCAUACGGUCGGUGGAGGAGGAGGAGGGGGUGGCAAUGGAAAUAACAUGAAUCUCCCGACGAACGAAGACUGCGGCAUACGGGACGUUUGGCGACACAAUCUGGAGGAAGAAUUCCGCACAAUCCGACACAUUGUACAGAAGUACCACUUCGUGGCGAUGGAUACCGAGUUUCCGGGCGUGGUGGCGCGUCCGGUGGGAGAAUUCCGCUCGUCUGCCGACUACCAGUAUCAGUUUUUGCGCUGCAACGUGGAUCUGCUCCGGAUCAUUCAGCUUGGGCUGACAUUUAUGGAUGACGAGGGGCGCACACCGCCCGGCUUCUCGACGUGGCAGUUCAACUUCAAGUUUAAUCUGAACGAGGAUAUGUAUGCGCAGGAUUCGAUCGAUCUGCUGCAAAAUUCAGGCAUCCAGUUCAAGAAGCACGAGGAGGACGGCAUCGAUCCGUUGGAUUUCGCCGAGUUACUGAUGACGUCCGGAAUUGUGCUGAUGGAUAACAUUAACUGGCUCAGCUUCCAUUCGGGGUACGAUUUUGGAUAUUUGCUGAAGCUUUUGACGGAUCAGAACUUGCCGGCGGAGGAAAUCGAUUUCUUCGAGCUGCUACGGAUCUACUUCCCGACCAUUUACGACGUCAAGUAUUUGAUGAAAAGUUGUAAGACACUGAAGGGAGGCCUGCAGGAGGUGGCCGACCAGUUGGAGUUACGUCGCGUCGGACCGCAGCAUCAGGCCGGCUCAGAUUCGCUGCUCACCGGGAUGGCGUUCUUCAAGAUGCGCGAGAUUUUCUUCGAAGACGAGAUCGACAACGAAAAGUACUGCGGCCACCUAUACGGUUUGGGAACUUCGUUUUCCGGAAACAACGCGAGCUCUACACUGAACAACACUGCGCUCGUCACAGGCUCGACCAUGGGCUCUGGCCCAGGAGGUGGAGUUAGUGGCAACACCAACAACAAUGGUGGCACCACUAACAGUAAUAACAGUAAUAACAACAACAUCCCAACCAGUAACAACUAUCACGACAAUGGCGAAACCAACGCAGCAUCAUGAUUGCGUCUGGUGAUCCGCUAGAAACAACACAUUAAAUUAGCAAAAACACAUGCAACAGUUUGAAACGCAGCAGAAGAGUAAGGAUACACACUUUAGAACUCAAACAAAAAAAUAUAACGAGCAAGAACUAUUCUCUUUAAAGAAAACAAAUAUUUAUUACUAUUGAUCUAUCGUAAUUAUAACGACACAGCAAGAAAACAAAAGAUUAUUUCGAAACAUACAUCUCGAAACGGCACGGAACAAACGUUCAUCUAAUUUUAGGCGAAGAGAAAUAUACAUUUCUAUUUUACAUCUCUUCCCUGUUUGUUGCGAUGUGAGAUAUUGUUUUUUUUUGUUUUGACAAAGGAGUAAUGAUUUUAUUUUUUAUGACAAGCAUUUGAAGCCACCACUGAUUUUGUUUUGUUUUCCUGUUUUCAAUGACAAACGACAAAAAAAAAACAAACGAACGAAUUACUUUUCGUAUAUUUUUCACAAUUUUCACUAUUCAAACAAUUCAAAAUAAAAGUUAGAGAGACGCUCUUAUCAUACCAGACGAACACGAGAGAACGAAGAAAGUAUGUUGUAAACGUUAUCAGAUAGGUGCGUUUCGAUUAAAAUUAAAAGAAAGAGAGUGUAGGGACUUUUGUUUGUUUUGUGAACACAGGCUAGCAGGCUGGGCACUUCUAGGACCGACGAAAUAAAAAUAUCAAAAACAUGUAUUUAUUACUGAAAACAUCGUUUUUUAGCUUCAUUCAAUUUAAAGCGAAACAACAAGUUAUAAUAGAGGGUAAAAGCUGCGUUGAUUUUUUUUUUCAGUAGAUGAAAGGCCCAUCCAUCAACAAUGUGGACCUAUUUGGGAGGCGUCAGCACUUUGCGGCAAGAAAUACACGGAAAAAUAUACAAGAAAAAAAACAAACAAAAAAAAAACAAAGGGGUUAACAUCUGAUCAAAUCCGAUGUGGAAUGAAAGAUUGGCGAGGGAUCAAGAAUGUGUGGAUGUGGGUGUGUAAGGCACAUAGAAAGGGUUGCUUUCGGGACAACUAAAAAGCCAGGAAACAAAUUUCAUCUAAUGGAAGAACUUUUUCCGAUGCAAAUUGGAGUUCGAGCAAAAAAAGAGAGCGGAAAAACUUUGGAAGAAGUAAUACACAAAAUACAACAAACAAUAAAGCAUCAAUUGAUGAAGCAAAUAUAUAUUGGAAUAAAAUGUUUUAUUAAUUCACAAUUUA
Molecule: messenger RNA, 3001 nt
Organism: Toxorhynchites rutilus septentrionalis
Lineage: Eukaryota; Metazoa; Arthropoda; Insecta; Diptera; Culicidae
Gene: Pop2
Product: CCR4-NOT transcription complex subunit 7
Exons: 4
Coding region: 724-1797 (357 amino acids)
Cellular component (GO): P-body; CCR4-NOT complex; CCR4-NOT core complex
Molecular function (GO): poly(A)-specific ribonuclease activity; nucleic acid binding
Source: RefSeq, a predicted model, not a curated record